Molecule: messenger RNA, 576 nt
Organism: Nipponia nippon (crested ibis)
Lineage: Eukaryota; Metazoa; Chordata; Aves; Pelecaniformes; Threskiornithidae
Source: RefSeq, a predicted model, not a curated record
AUGAACGGUACCAGGAUUAUUUAUGAUCGUAAAUUUUUGAUGGAGUGCCGCAAUUCUCCGCUUGCCAAAACACCACCUUCUGACCUUCCGGACAUUCCAGGUGUUACAAGCCCAAAUGUGGAGGAGUUGAAGAUUGAGAACAACCAUGUCCAAAACUGUGAUGAGAAAGUGAGCGCAGGUGAGGAAGAGCAGUUUGACAUGGACAUCUAAAGCACGUGCCCUGAGAGUGCUUAUCCAGUGAAGAACCAGGACUUUGUCUUGAGGAUUCCCACCAGCCAGGCUUCAAAGUAGCCCAUGCCUUGAGUGCCUUCCUGCUUCCUGGGAAAGGCGGUUUCUUCCCUUCCGAGAACAGAGCGUGUCCCGUUAGAAGGACCGAGUCUCGGCCUCUCUGUGUGGGUGCGAAUACCCAAGCGCAGCCCCUGAUGAUGAUGGGCCUUGGAGUGCCGGAGGAGACACUCUCAAUGAUUGUUUUUUUUGUUUCCAGUUUUAUGCUUUUGUUAAUCAUUUUAAUACUGUAAAAGUUACAGAAAUGCAAUAUAAGGGAGAAAUAAAAAUCAUUUCGAGUCUCCUGGUAUG